UCGAAGGGAUGCGAGAAAGUGGAAAUCUGAGGAACGUUUAAAGAGUCUUGAUCCUAUUGCAAAUCCUUACGUUAAUAAUAUUACUAUUGCUAUUAUUGACUUUCUCGGUUCGUUACCUCAUCUCCUGCGAUAGAACGUGAUGGUUUUCUGAGACGACCUAACAUUAAAAGCACUCUGAUCUAGGGUUUGUUAUUUGACUUCAAUUUAAUUUAAUCUCUCCUUUUUUUUACCUCCUCCUUUUACCCUCAUCCCCUGCACUACUGUCCUGUCGUUUUCUGACCCUCAUCAACACCCGUGGGGAGUAAGAAUCUUUGAGUUCCCAAGAGUUUUCCGGAGCUCGACUUGAGCUCGUCGGGAUUUCCUUUCCUUCACUGAAGACAAAGCUUGCUGCUUUGACGGUCCCUGAUUCAUUGAGUAGGCGGGUUCGUAGCUGUCGUUAACGUGGUUGAGGAGCGUGAUUGGCAGCGAAGCUGGUGAUGGGGAAGGUGGCAGUGGGAGCAACAAUUGUUUGUGCUGCGGCGGUUUGUGCGGCGGCGGCGCUUCUGGUGCGCCACCGCAUGAAGAGCUCGGGGAAGUGGUCUCGUGCCAUAGCUAUACUGAAAGAGUUCGAGGAGAAGUGUGGGACCCCAAUUGGCAAGCUUAAGCACGUUGCUGAAGCCAUGGACGUUGAGAUGCACGCGGGUCUCGCAUCUGAAGGUGGGAGCAAGCUCAAGAUGUUAAUCAGCUAUGUUGACAAUCUCCCGUCUGGGGAUGAGAAAGGAAUCUUCUAUGCUUUGGAUCUUGGUGGGACGAAUUUUCGUGUUCUUCGUGUACAGUUGGGCGGAAAAGAAAAAGGUGUUGCCCACCAAGGGAUGGAAGAAGUUUCAAUUCCUCCUCAUUUGAUGACUGGCUCUUCAGAGGCAUUGUUUGAUUUUAUAGCGGGAGCUCUGGCAAAAUUCAUUGAUUCAGAACCUGAAGCUUUUCAUCCGCCCCCAGGCAGACAAAGAGAACUGGGAUUUACAUUCUCAUUCCCAGUUAGGCAAACAUCAAUUGCAUCUGGGACUCUAAUUAGGUGGACCAAGGGAUUCAAUAUUGAAGAUGCGGUUGGAGAAGACGUGGUGAGAGAAUUAACCAAGUCUAUGGAAAAAAUUGGCAUUGACAUGCGGGUCUCAGCUCUAGUUAAUGAUACCAUUGGAACUUUAGCUGGAGGCAGAUUCCACAACCCAGAUGUUGUUGCUUCUGUGAUUCUUGGUACUGGAACAAAUGCUGCAUAUGUAGAGCGUGCACAAGCUAUUCCAAAGUGGCAUGGUCCUCUGCCAAAAUCAGGGGAGAUGGUUAUCAACAUGGAGUGGGGUAGUUUCCGGUCCUCACAUCUUCCUCUGACAGAAUAUGAUCACGCUCUAGACGCAGAGAGCCUAAACCCUGGAGAACAGAUAUUCGAAAAGAUCAUUUCUGGCAUGUAUUUGGGGGAGAUUGUACGGAGAGUAUUGUUGAAGAUGGCUGAAGAAGCUGACUUCUUUGGAGAUACUGUGCCUCCAAAGUUAAAAAAACCAUUCAUACUUAGGACACCUGACAUGUCUACCAUGCAUCAUGAUACCUCUCCAGAUCUGAAAGUGGUUGGAAACAAAUUGAGGGACGUAUGUGAGGUUUCUAAUACAUCCCUCGAGACAAGGAAGAUUGUUCUCAAAGUCUGUGACAUUGUGGCCAAUCGUGGUGCCCGCCUUUCUGCUGCGGGCAUUCUAGGCAUCCUCAAGAAAACAGGAAGGGACACAGUCAAGGUCGGGGAGAAGCAGAAAACAGUGAUAGCAUUGGAUGGAGGAUUGUUCGAACACUACACUAAGUUCAGAAGUAGCUUGGAGAGUACGAUGAAGGAGUUGCUGGGAGAUGAGGUAGCUGAGACCAUUGUCAUUGAGCAUUCUAAUGAUGGUUCUGGCAUUGGAGCAGCACUGCUCGCAGCUUCUCAUUCCCAGUACCUGGGAGUUGACGAGUCCUGAAAACUUGAUGAUUAAUGACUACGUCAAGAUGUGUAAUAUGUUCAUUUUUUUUUAAGCAUAAAUCAAUAGUGUCAAGGGCUUUUAACCAUGGGAUUAUGCCGGAGUCCUCUCGGAAAGUUUAACGAAGGACUCAGUUCAUUCUUACUGCAACUUGUAGUGCCGGCUAUAUUUUUGGUUGCAGGAAUAAACAUGGCAAAUGUAAACUAAACUUGAAGAGUUAUCUGGAGUGUAAUCUGUUUCCGUUCCGCGCGAGAAUAAAUCAGGACAAGAUGAACCAUUCAAGAGUUAAUAUCAAUGGAGAGUUUUGUGAUUUGUGGGC
Messenger RNA from Neltuma alba, 2292 nucleotides. RefSeq names its product hexokinase-1. Gene Ontology annotation, molecular function: ATP binding; glucokinase activity; D-glucose binding. The record is from RefSeq and is a predicted model, not a curated record. Lineage: Eukaryota; Viridiplantae; Streptophyta; Magnoliopsida; Fabales; Fabaceae. The transcript has 9 exons. Gene Ontology annotation, cellular component: mitochondrion; cytosol. Gene Ontology annotation, biological process: glucose 6-phosphate metabolic process; intracellular glucose homeostasis; glycolytic process. The coding region runs from base 477 to 1973 and encodes 498 amino acids.